Molecule: messenger RNA, 3766 nt
Organism: Python bivittatus (Burmese python)
Lineage: Eukaryota; Metazoa; Chordata; Lepidosauria; Squamata; Pythonidae
Source: RefSeq, a predicted model, not a curated record
AAAUGAGCUGUGAGCUGACACUUCCUUUGCUUAACUACAGAUAUGGAUCCCACGUUAUGGAAAAAGUCCUCCAGAUGGCAGAAGGGAUUGAUGUUGGUGAGAUGCCAUCCUUCGAGUUGGUGCCGGGCACUAAGGCAGCCAAAAGACCGCGAUCCCCACUCGAUGACUCUCCCCAUAGCUGCGAAGCUCCAAGGAAGCAAGUUCCCAAAUUCCGGGUCAGGCCUCGCUUUGAGCCAAUCCACUUUGUCACCAGCAACACCCAACAGCAAAGAAAAGAGCAGUCUUCUGAAAACCAAGUGCAAGAUGCCUGUGAGAACAUCACCACCCAGCAAAUCCAAACCUAUGCUGAUCGGGUUUUUAGCAGCUUCAGCACCCAAGAUGGGGACCCCCAGUUUUCAAGUUCAGUAGGCUUAGGCUAUGGAAGUAGCCAGGUCAAACAGCCUGAAGCUAAGGCGGUUCCAAAAAGUAAAGAGACUUCUACCACUGGGGGUACGGUGGCUUCUGCGGGAUCUCCUCUCCUCCAAGCCUCUUCCGAAACCUUCCCCAAAUCGGUUGUAACAGCCAAGCAGUGUUUCAUUAACAAGCUCAUGACGGCUGUCCGCAACAAUCUUGCUAACCCCGAUUGUAGCGGUGGGUCGGACAAAAUUAACUACACGUAUCUUUUGACGCGGUCUAUUCAGGCUUGCAAGACAAACCCCGAGUAUAUUUAUUCUCCCCUGAAGGAAAUUUCCCCUGCUGAUCUUCCCAAGAAGAAGAAGCUGCUUAAAGAAGGUUUUGCCUGUGAGGUGAGGUGUCAGAAUGUGUAUCUGACCACGGGCUACGCGGGCAGCAAAAAUGGUUCCAGGGACCGAGCGACUGAGCUGGCGGUGAUGCUGCUACAAAAGCCCGUUGAAGUCAAAGUAGUUCAGCGAAAGUUCAAGAACACCACGCGGGAGGAUUUGGUUUUGUGUGAGAGUGGGGCAUCUCCUCCUGAAUUCCCACCAGCACUCAAACCACUGGAUGACUUGAACCCCCCCGUGAAGGAUGGUGUGUCAGGGCAGCCAAGUUCUGAUCCGCAACAAGGACCCAGUUCAGCGAAGCACUGGACUAACUUUGUCCUCACUGAAAAUGCCAGUGAUGCAAUUGGCAUUUUGAACAAUUCUGCCUCUUUUAACAAAAUGACUGUUGAAUACAAAUACCAGCUGAUGCCCAACCGUCUGUGGCGUUGCAGUGUCUAUUUGCAGGGGCACUUCUUGGCUGAAGGCUACGGCACCAAGAAAACCAGCAAACAUGCUGCGGCGGAUGAAGCAGUAAAAAUCUUGCAGAAGACUCAGUCCAACGUGGGUGCUGCCAAAGCUGUCCAGGUUCAGAAAGUGGGUGGGGCUGCCCGCAACCCUGCUAAGAAGAAGAAUCUGAAGGACCUUGUGGUGUAUGAAAACUCCAUGAAUCCUGUCUGUACUCUGAAUGACACAGCUCAGUUCAAUAAGAUGACCGUGGAAUAUGUCUUUGAAAGGAUGACCGGAAUGCGAUGGAAGUGUAAAGUAAUGCUUGAGAAUGAAUUAAUCGCUGAAGCGAUCGGCGUUAAGAAAACGGUCAAGCACGUGGCAGCCGAGGAGGCAGUGAAAGUCCUCAAGAAGACCCAGCCAACGGUUGUCAACAAUUUGAAAAAGGGCACCAUUGAAGACGUUAUUUCCAGGAACGAGAUUUGCGGGCGCUCGGCUGAAGAAGCAUUGAAGCAGCAGAUCAAGGAAGACAACAUUGGGAAUCAGAUUUUAAGGAAAAUGGGCUGGACAGGUGGUGGCUUGGGCAAAAGUGGGGAAGGGAUCCGGGAGCCCAUUGCGGUGAAGGAGCAGUUCAAAAGGGAAGGGCUGGGACUUGAUGUCGAAAGAGGGUCACAGAUCACCAAAAAAGAUAUUGAGCAGAUCAUCCAAAAUUAUGCUUUCUCGGACAGGAAGAUUGAUCUGACUUUUUCCACAGAACUCACCAAUGAUGAGCGAAAGCAGAUUCAUCAAAUAGCCCAAAGAUACGGGCUUAAAAGCAAAUCCCACGGCCAGGGCCGUGAUAGGUACCUGGUGGUAAGCCGGAAGAGGCGUAAAGAGGACUUGCUAGACCAGCUGAAGCAAGAUGGCCAAGUUGGCCAUUACGAACUCAUAAUGCCACAGGAGAAAUAGGGUGAAAACCCUAUGUUUCUCCCAAGGAGUCUGGACAGGAACCAGGCUUCCAUUAAACAGAACAAAGGCUGUAUAUUGUUGUGGAAAAAUUGAUUCAAAUAUGUUUUCCCUGCUCAUUUUAAUUUCUUAAACUUUACUAGAAAAUGUUGCAGCCAUCUCCAGGGUUCUGUCUAAAUACAUGUCGUGCAAUCUGGAUAACAUUUGUACCGUUACCUGUUUUAGGAGUCUCUCAGAAAUGGCUUUUUUCCCUUCACAUUUUAAGAGUUUGGUAAUAGCAGGAACAUCUGCUCAGCAGGAGAGGAGAGGGACCCUCACACCAUUUUUAAAAGGAUUAUCUUUUUAUUUUUGCCUUUUUAAAACAAAAGGGAGAAAAAAGGAAGAUGGCAGUGUAAAGAAAAGUAUAUGUAAAGUCGGUCUUAAUAAUAAAUAGAUUUUUAUUGCUGGGCAUGCAUGGAAGGGCAUGUUUUAUAUUUAAAAUGUUGUGGGCAUAGAGGGACAAAACUAUUUUCAGCAUAUUCAAAUGUGAUAUCACUACAGUAUUUGACCAUUUGGUUUACUUGAACCAUGCCAACCAUGAAACCAGAGCGGGAUGCAGAAAUAGCAAAUCCUAAAAUAGCAAAUCCUAAAAAUCUUUCUUUUGGACAGUGUGUGCUUUUUUACAAUUAAGAGUUUAAAACUAGUCUUGGUUUCAUUGAUUUCAGAGGGGGAAAAAUUGCAACUGGCCAAAAUCAAGGGCUGAGCCUCUGUCACAGGAUUCUAGCUCUCCCGCUUAAAACUAAACAAUGGAAGCUCAGGGGACAUAGCUUGUGAAUGCCAUGUUGUAGGGGUACAUGGAUAAAGGAGUCUCUCUCCCUCUGUCGCAUCAGGAUUAACACAAGUUAGCAGAGGCAGCCUUGCCUAAUUUGUGCAAUUCCCAACAAAGCCGCCAUCUGUAAUAUGAGAUGGGGGCUUCUACAUUUCAGAAUAAGACAAUACAUUAUUGCAUUUCCAUCAACAGUAAGAUUUAACUUUGGAGGAGGAGGAGGGGGGCAUUUCUUGUACCCUGUCAAGCUUUUUUUUUUUUUUUUUAAUGGGAAUGGACAGGAUGGAGUUUCAUUUAUUUCUCCAUGAAGCUUCUACGUAUUCUUACUGUUUCCUUUGUGUAAAUGUGCUUGUAUAUUUCACAGAGAGAUCAGCAAGUAAAAGAUUCUCUCGCUGAAGUAACGUUGUGAUUUGCGUGCAGUACAUAUUUCUGAUCCUUUCUCUUUAUAGGCUUUUUCUUCCAACUACAGGAACCUUUGGAGAACAUCGAGACUUGUUUUCCCAUUUCACCCCAUCCUCUUUCCAUUGUUUUACUUUUAUCCCAUUGUGUAUAGCCUUGUUAGCCUGGAAACGAUAGGACCAACUGAAGAAUUUUUAGUGAAUAAAUAAUUCUGCAUUGAUCUGUAUUCUGAAGGGGAGAAACAGUUUUGAGUUUAAAAAAAAAAACUCUUUUUAUCAUGAGGGAAAGUGGGAAUAUAUUUUUUUAAAAAUGGAUUGGGGCUUUGCAGUGCUUUAGGGCACACAGAGACACCCCUGCUUCCCAAGACAAGACAAUGCUGCUUUAAAGAGUUGCAAACAGGAGCUACGGCCUGGCU